AUUUAGUCCUCUCGGUUUAGCACUUUACAGUGUUCUCAUUAAAAAAAAAAAAAAAAACCAUUUCUAUAGAAUCUCAACAAAUCUCCUUCUUUAUCCCCGGAACCCACCCCAUCCCACCCCACCGCGAUUCAGGGAAUGUACAUACAGUAUAUAAAUGUAGUUCUGUACAUACAUAUACACUUGCCUUAUUGAAAGCUGCAUUUUAGAAACUGCAAAGCAAAUGCCCACCUGUUAGAGAGAGAGAGAGAGAGACCCAAUGACGUUCACAGAGAGCGGGGGAGAGAGAAUGGUGUGGAAGUAAAUUGAGCAGAGCAGCUAAGUGGUUUUGUCAAUCACAGCUGCUGAUCAAGAUUCUUUUGACCAAUUGCCAGUUUUUUUUUGCUGUUUUGAUUUUACUUGAUUUGCUAGCUUUGAAACAGUUGAAGUGAGAAGUUAUACUUGCUGCUAUUGUCUAGCUUGUGAUUAAUUGAGCAGGUGCAAGAAUUAAAGCCACAAACCCCUCUCUCUAGUUGAGUUAUACAAGUUCUUAUACUGGCCUGGAUCCAUUACUUUUAUUGCUUGUACAAAGACCGGGAUUUCGCUAGGCCAAAACCACUUGUGCUUUUGUUCGUUGCUGGAGUCAUGGCAUCUUUGCUUCACUCUGAAUCGAGGCGGUUGUAUUCUUGGUGGUGGGAUAGCCACGUCCCAAAGAACUCGAAAUGGCUUCAUGAUAACCUCACCGAUAUGGAUGCUAAAGUAAAGGCAAUGAUCAAGCUGAUUGAAGAAGAUGCGGAUUCGUUUGCACGGAGAGCUGAAAUGUAUUAUAAAAAACGACCCGAGCUGAUGAAAUUGGUUGAGGAGUUCUAUCGAGCAUACCGCGCAUUAGCUGAAAGAUACGAUCAUGUAACAGGUGAGCUCCGGCAUGCACACAAAGCGAUGUCGGAGGCUUUCCCCAACCAAAUGCCGUUUCUUCUGGCUGAAGAUUCACCUUCAAAAGCUUCAACGCUCGAGGGAGAACCACACACUCCGAUCCGUGCAAUGCCCGAAGCAGAUGACUUUCAUAAGAAUCCGUCGUCCUGGAUAAAUGCUUUUCAGAUGAUUGGUACAUAUCCUGGCGAAUCCGAUACUGGAUCCAGCGAGAGAGGUUUGAAACUGUUAAACGAGAUUAUCGGGGAAGGAGAAGAUACUUCAAAAAAUUCAAGAUUAAUGGAUGGAGGGUUAGUAAGAGGCCUCUCCGAUAUAGGAGAUAAAUUUCAUAAUGAAGUGUCGAAAAUAUCGAAUGAAAAUCUAGAUCUCAAGGCCAAGCUUCUCUCCGAGACUGAGCGUGCGGGCAAAGCAGAAACGGAAGUUCAGAGCUUGAAGGAAGCACUCGCUGAUAUGCAGGCAAAGAAGGAAUCUCUCCUCCUUCAGUAUCAGCAGUGCCUCGAAAAAUUAUCAGCUGCAGAGUCGGAGCUACUUCAGGCGCAGAAGGAUUCCAUGACGAUCAUUGAACAAGCAAGCAAUGCUGAAACUGAACUUCACGUUUUGAAGGACUCCCUUAGUAAGGUUAAGGCUGAAAGAGAUUCUGAACUGGCCAAAAGCAAGCAAUAUCUACUAAUGAUAUCUAAUCUUGAGAGUGAUAUCUCUCAAGUACAGGAGAAUAUGGAAGACCAAAAUGAACGAGCAGUUAAGGCAGAAACUGAAGCUCAACAUCUAAGAAAUGAGAUCAGCAAAUUGGAGUCUGAAAACGAAGCGUGUCUUUGCCAGUACAGACAAUGUCUGGAAAAGGUUUCCGAUCUGGAAAAGAAAAUCUUGUUGGCGGAGGAGCAUUCCAGAUUGCUUAAGGAUCGAGCUGAUGGUGCUGAAGCUGAGAUCAAGAGACUGAAAGAGGCUCUUAUGGAGCUAAACAAGGAGAAAGAACUGUCGGAUUCUCAGUGUAAAGACUGCCUAGAAAAAAUAUCCAAGCUUGAGAGCCAGCUCUACAGUGCCCAGGAGGAAGUCAAGCGCCUAAAUGGCGAGAUUCUUGUUGAAGCUGCAAGACUUAAAAACGCCGAAGAUAAGUGUCUUGUAUUGGAGAUGUCAAAUCAAUCGUUGCGUGUAGAGGCGGAAAAUUUGGCAAAGAAGAUUCUAAUGAAAGACCAGGAACUUUCUGAGAAGCUUAUGGAGCUCGAGAAACUUCAGACUGACUUACAACAUGAAUGCCUAAGUCAUGCACAAAUUGAAGCUUCUCUCCAGAUUUUGCAGAAUUUGCACUCUCAAUCUCAAGCAGAGCAGCAAGCUCUGGCAUUGGAGCUGAAAAAUGGUCUUCAAGUGCUGAAGGACUUGGAAACUUGUAAAGGUGGUUUGGAGGAUGAACUUCAGCAGGUGAAGGUUGAAAACUGCAGUUUGAAUGAACUGAAAAUGUCUUCAACUACUACGAUAAAAAAUCUGGAAAAUGAAAUCCUUAACUUGAGGAGGAUGAAAGAGAGGCUUGAAGAGGAGGUUGCACAACAAAUGGAGAAAAGUAAUUCCCUUCACCAAGAGAUUUCCUGUCUCAAGGAGGAAAUUUGUCGCCUGAGCAACAGUUACCAGACUUUAGUUGAGCAGGUGAGGUCAGUCGGUCUGGACCCAGAGUGUUUUGUUUCUUCAAUAAGGAGCUUGCAGGAAGAAAACUCGAUGCUAAGAAAAACCUAUGAGAAUGACAGUACCGAGAAAGAAGUUCUUCGCAGGAAGUUGGAGAAUAUGGAGGAAUUUUUGAGUAAGAAAGCUGGUUUGGAGAGCUCUCUUUCUGAUGUGAAUAGAGAGUUGCAGGGAUCGCAUGAGCAGGUGAAGGCAUUGCAAGAAUCUUGCCAAACUCUCCAGAUUGAAAAAUCUGCUCUUGUUGCCGAAAAAGCUUCUUUGCUGUCUCAACUGCAAAUGGUAACUGAGAACAUGCAGAAACUCCUGGAGAAAAAUGCAGUUCUUGAAAGCUCACUUUAUGGUGCAAAAGUUGAACUUGAAGGUCUCAGGGAAAAAUCAAAGGGUUUAGAGGAAAUCUGCCAAUUGUUAAAAACUGAGAAGUCCAAUCUUCUUGCUGAAAGGGACAACCUAGCUUUUGAGUUGCAAAAUGUUGAACGGCGAGUAGAAUGCCUUGAGAAAAGAUGUUCUGGGCUGGAAGAAAGACAUGCUUUGCUAGAGAGGGAAAAAGAAGCCAUGCAUUCACAGGUAGAAGAACUAAGAGUCUCAAUUCAUACUGAAAAACAUGAACGUUCAAGUCUUGCACUCAAGAGUGAGACUCGUAUGACUAGCCUGGAAAACCAUAUUCAUAUCCUACAAGAAGAAAGUAAGUGGAAAAAGAAAGAAUAUGAAGAGGAGCUUGAAAAAGUAACAAGAGCCCAUUUUGAGAUUUUUGUCCUGCAGAAAUUCAUAAAAGACAUGGAAGAGAAAAAUCACUCUCUGGUGAGUGAUUGUCAGAAACAUGUUGAGGCCUCAAAAUUGGCUGAUAAACUGAUUUCUGAGUUAGAGAACGAAAAUCUUGAGCAGCAGGUUGAAGCGGAGCUCUUAUUAGAUGAAAUUGGAAGGCUGAGAGUAGGGAUAUUUCAAGUUUUCAAGGCUCUGGAAACUAGUUCUGGAUGCAUCUCUGAAGCCAAAAUUGAAAAUGAACAAAUCUUUUUGCAUCAUAUUUUUGGCAGCAUUGAGGAUAUGAAAUGCUCCCUCACAAAGUAUGAGGAUUAUAAUCAACAGCUGUUUGUUGAAAACUCAGUUCUGCUAACUCUCCUGGCAGAACUGAAAUCAGAUGGAAUGGAAUUGGAAGUACAGAAGAGAUUUAUGGAGCAGGAGCUCAGAAUAACAGCAGAGAAGCUUGUUAUGGUGCAAAAUGACAAGUGCAAACUUCUGGAGAUGAACAGGCAAUUAGAAUCAGAACUGAUAAAGGGAAAUGAAGAAAGUGCCAUGCUUGAAGCUGAGGUGGAGAGUCUCUGUGUUAAACAUGUCGACUUGAAGAGAGAUUACCUUGAAUUAGAGGAUGAUUAUUCUCAAUUACUAGACCAGAAUGAAUCUUUGAUGGAAAAGAUCUCAGAGAUUGGCAAAGAGAAGUGGAUUGUGGAGCAGGAAAAUGAUACAAUUCUUCUAGAGACACUAGAUCUCAUUAACCUUUCCACAAUUUUCAGGAGUUUUAGUAAUGAGAAAUCUACAGAGCUGAAAUCAUCUAUUGCAGUUGCACAAAAUUUGCAGGGUGUAAUCAGUGACUUCGAAAAAGAGGUUGGAAUUUUGAGGGGGAAGCUGCAAAUGAAAGAAGCAGAAAACUUAAUCCUACAGGAAUCGAUUCAAAGGGUGGAGAUGGAGCUGCUAGAAGUUAAAAAAUACAAUGAUGGUUUGAAAAUGGAAGUUUCAAGUGAAAAAGAAAUUGUGAGGCAGAAGGAAACGGAGCUUUUGGAAGUAGAGCAGAAACUUGAGGCUGCAGAGAACUUGAACUCUGAAUUGUAUAGCAAUCUGGAAGAACUAAAAUGUCAUUCUCAACAAUCUCUAUACAUAAAGGAAAGUCUGGAGAGGCAGGUAAUUGAACUAACGGAAGAUAAUGAAAUUCAGAACAAGGAAAUCGGGUGCCUUAAAGAAGUGAACGCAAGCUUAGUGGGCAAACUGGAUAAGCUAUGUGCAGAGAUUGGGGAACAACAAGUUCGAGAAGAGAAUCUGAGUUCUGAGCUGCAAGAUAAAAACCAGGAGUUUGAACUUUGGGAAGCAGAGGCAGCAGCAUUUUACUUUGAUCUCCAGAUCUCUUCCAUCAAUGAAGUUUUUCUUGAAAAUAAGAUUCACGAGGUUUCUGAAGUAUGUGGAAGUCUAAUGGACCAAAAUGCUUCCAAAAGUUUGGAGAUUGAAGAAAUGAAAGAAAAAAUUGGUUCGAUGGAGGGUGAGAUUGGAGAAUUGAAAAUGCAAGUACAGUCAUAUUCUCCUGUAAUAGCUUCUCUCAAAGAAGACAUAGCAUCCCUUGAAAAUAGUGCUUUGCUUCAGUCAAAACUCAAUGUAUCUGAUGUUGAGGAGCCAAAGGCUAUGGAAGUUGAGGUUCAUCCGAAUGAAAAUAGCUGUGACAAACAAUUGGAAAGUAUCUCUGAGAAGCCGAUGGAUAAUCAAUCUGCCUUGAUAAAUGGGGUCCUAGAUUUGCAGCAAUUACGGACUAGGAUUAAAGCUGUUGAAAAGGUGGUGGUGGAACAGAUGAAGAAACCUGGCAUGAAGAGUAAGGCGGGACAAAAUAGUAUAAGGUGUGAAAUUGAGGCGUUAAAAUCUCAGCACAGUUUGGACCGAGAAAAAUACAAGCGUAGAGAAAGGAAGGGAAGUAAAGGAAGUAGGGAUGAGUGUAUGGAUAGCGUCAGCUCACAGAAGACGAAGCCCAAAUCUUGUGAAAUCAGGAGUGGAACAAUGAUGAAAGACAUACCACUCGAUCAUGUCUCCGAUGGCUCACCACAAAAAAAUCGCAGGAGAGGUGCUACUGGUUCAUACAGGAUCGAUGAUCAGAUGCUCGAGUUAUGGGAAACUGCAGCGGGCUGCAGUCCUAUUCAAACCGUGAGAGGGUCAAAGAAGCCACCGUUGGGAGUUGAUAAUGCAAUCUACAAUCGGCUAAGUACCGAGUGGAAGAACAAACAUCCACCCACCGACUUAGAAGUGGAGAAGGAGCUGGGAGUUGAUAAAUUAGAGCUACCAAUGACUGUUUCCGAGCCAAAUCAAGGAAUAAACAACAGAAGGAUUCUGGAGCGACUCACGUCUGACGCUGAGAAAUUGAUGAGUAUUCAGGUGACAGUAGAUAACCUGAGAAGGAGAUUGGAGACGAAUCGGAAGGGGAGAAAAUCCAAGAGUGUUGAUUUUGAUACGGUGAAGGAGCAGUUACAGGAGGUCGAGGAAACCGUUGUCCAGUUAGUGAAUCUGAAUAGUCAGUUGAUGAAAAAUACCGAAGAGGAGGGUUCCUUCUCCAGUGCAAAUGCUUCAGCUGAGAUGAAGGAGGUCUCGAAUGUGUGGCAUAGGAGAGUUGCCGAGCAGGCAAGAAAAGGGUCCGAGAAGAUUGGACGAUUACAAACCGAGGUUCAGAAGAUCCAAUAUGUAUUGCUGAAACUGGAGGACGAAAAGAAGAACAAAGCCAGAAGCCGAUUUUCCAAGACCAAAACGGGUAUCGUUCUCAAGGACUUCAUAUACAUUGGCAGAAGAGACAGCGAAAAGCGGAAGAAGAAGGCUCAUCUCUGUGGAUGUUUUAGACCCUCAAGCAGUGGCAGUGGGAGUGGCCGAGGCAGCGUAAGCCACAUGUAACUGUGUUUAGCGUUUUGAACGACAAUGGUCCUUAUAUUUGCUUUGGCAGGAUCAGAUCAUUUCUUUUAAUUUGUUAGUCUAGAGUAACUCUAAGAACUAGAUGUUAUCUAAUUCAAAUAAACUCCACCUAUGAAAGUCUUUUCCUUAAAAUUGCUUUUUUAGGAGACUAUUACAUUACUUCUAUUGGGGAAAUUAAUUUGCAGGUCCCAUGUUUGAACU
Molecule: messenger RNA, 6426 nt
Organism: Ipomoea nil (Japanese morning glory)
Lineage: Eukaryota; Viridiplantae; Streptophyta; Magnoliopsida; Solanales; Convolvulaceae
Product: protein NETWORKED 1B-like
Exons: 5
Coding region: 622-6207 (1861 amino acids)
Cellular component (GO): plasma membrane
Molecular function (GO): actin filament binding
Source: RefSeq, a predicted model, not a curated record